Molecule: messenger RNA, 3463 nt
Organism: Gossypium raimondii (Peruvian cotton)
Lineage: Eukaryota; Viridiplantae; Streptophyta; Magnoliopsida; Malvales; Malvaceae
Product: E3 ubiquitin-protein ligase HOS1
Exons: 10
Coding region: 114-3017 (967 amino acids)
Biological process (GO): protein ubiquitination
Molecular function (GO): ubiquitin-protein transferase activity
Source: RefSeq, a predicted model, not a curated record
AAUUUUAAAUUGCAGCUCAAUUAGCCCAGCCCUAAGCCCUUAAAGGCUUGAAAACACUCUCAAACUUUACUCGCUUUUUCCUAGGCAAAUCCUUCACCAGAACUGAGAACUAAAUGGAGAAACCGGAAAUCAACGGUCCUCUUUUCCGUUCGAGCUCAAUAAGCAAUGGCGGCACCAUUAGGUCAGCAAGUCCCGUUCUUUCUCUUCAACCCAACUUCAGUAGCCAAGCCGUUCAGGAAGCUUUGGAACACUUGGCAUCUAUCGACCUUAGUGAGUUAUUCAAUGAGGCGAAAAUUGAGUACUGUCGAGCAACUAGAGACUUAAGAAGCUGUAGUCGAUAUGUACAGUAUGCGUUGAACUCAUGUGGACAUGCUUCUCUUUGUGCGGAAUGUAGUCAACGCUGUGAUCUUUGUCCAAUUUGUAGAACCCCAUUGAUAAAAAGUGGUAACGGUAGACUUCGUCUUCGCCUUUUUGAUGAAUGCAUAGAUGCUGGCCUCAUCUCUAGAAGAUGUGAUGAGAGGUUUCAAGAUAAAGAAGAUAGAGAUAAUCAACUCACUGCUGAUGUUCAACGACUUUAUUCGUUUUUUGAUGUAGCCUUGGAGAAUAACUUGGUUUCGUUGGUCUGUCAUUAUGUUACAGAUGUAUGUAUGGAUGAAACUGCUGUUUCCAGUGAUGUUGUCACUGCUUUGUUGCUGGAUGAGAAGGUUGUUAAGGAUUGGGUCAAGCGGACAUUUAAAAACAUGGCAACAGAACUUCAGCGUAUAUAUUAUCUUGAGAUAGAAGAGAUGAAAAAUCGGUUGGGUUUGCUUCUAAAAUUUUCUGUACGUCUGACCAGUUUAUCCAGUGUACUUGAAGUUUUGGAGUCUUCUUUCAAGGGCCGUCUUUCAGCACAGCUUCAUGACUUGCACCACCUUCAAGAGAGUAUAUUGAAGACAAAGCAGCAUCUUGAGAUCACAAUAUGGUGUAUAAGGCACCACUUCUUGGAACAAGUGAGGUCUCGUCAUGCUGAUUUCACAUCCUGGCGUAAUCAUGUCCGUGAAAGGAAAUCAGCUUCAAUCGUGCGGGCGUGGCCUCCUCCUGAUGUGUUAGAUCUCUCAACCAACUCCACUGGACAGGAAGCUUCUCUUUUCAUUGAGGAUGCACUAGAAAAUCUUGACAUAUACGAGAAGAUAGGAGAAGAGUCAGAUUUUGCAUUUUUGCAGAAGAAUGGCGCCUUGUCCUUUCUUCAGUCUAAAAUAGGUGGAAUUACAGGAUAUUAUCCUUUUGAAAGUCUUCGAGCUGCUGUGGAUAUCCUCUUUCUACGUGGUGGUUCUGAUUUGGUGGUUGCCAAGCAAGCGAUUUUUGUGUAUUACCUGUUUGAUCGGCAUUGGAGUAGGCCGAAGGAAGAAUGGAGGGACAUUGUUGAUGACUUUGCAGCCUCCUUUGGCAUCAACAGGCAUUCCUUACUUGAGUCAUUCAUUUUCUGUCUUCUGGAUGACCACUCAGAUGAAGCUUUACUGGAAUCUUGUCAACUUCUCCCUGAGAUCUCUGGCCCAGAAACUCAUCCAAAGAUUGCACAAGUUCUGUUAGAAAGGCAGAAUCCUAAGGCAGCGCAAAUGGUGAUACGCUGGUCUGGUCGUGAUGGCGGAUCACAGUUGGUUUCACUUAGUGAGGCUGUUACUAUUGUUCGGGUGAAAGUGGAGUGUGGGCUUUUGACAGAAGCAUUUACAUAUCAGCGAAUGCUCUGUGCAAAAGUCCGGGAAAAGAAGUUCAAGUAUGAACGCAGUGGUGAUGCAUUUGAUGACUUGAAAGGUCAAAGCAGGUCCUGGAUGGACUGGUUAGAAGCAUUGGUCACCGAAUUUUGUUGUUUAUGUAUUAGGAGGAAUAUGGUUGAUCGAAUAAUUGAGUUACCAUGGAAUGGUGAGGAGGAGAAAUAUAUACACAAAUGCCUGUUAGAUUGUGCCAGUGAUGACCCGACAACUAGUAUUGGAAGUCUCCUUGUUGUAUUCUAUCUUCAGCGGUAUCGAUAUGUUGAGGCAUAUCAAGUCAAUGUUAAACUUUGGAGCUUGGAAGAAGACUUCAUUUCAACUCAUUCUGGCAAUGAAGAAUUUCUAGAAGCUCUAUCAAGAAUGGAAUCACAUCGUCAGAGGAGAAAAAAAUUGGUUGAUAAAGGCAUAGAAUUGCUUCCCGAAGUCCUACAACAACAAGUAAAGACGGGAACAUUGCCUGAUAUAGUAGUUGCUUCUGGCCAAGAGGAUGAAAUGCCAACAAGAUCUGGUUCUCCAAAAUCAGCGAGUUUGUUGGUUCCGUCCUCUUCUGAUUCUGUUGUUCUACGACCAGACCAUAUGGUGACUCCUUUGAGACCACCCGUUUCUGAAAUUCCUAGAAUAUUGGAUGGGUAUGUCAACAAUUCUCGUGUUGAAGCUGGUAACCAUGGAUCUACAUCAAUACUCCAGGGGAGAUUAUUUGCAGAUGCAGGAGUAUCAAAUGUUGAAAUUGGCAAAAACUUCAAUUUUGAUAACAUCUCAGGUCCUGGAAUUCAUCGUGUAAAUCCCACAUAUGCUACACCAUUAAAAGGUAUCAAUCAGAGUUCAUCAAGAGAGCUUUCAAACAGACACCUACGACAAAAACAAUCUGAUAAAAUCAUUUCAGAGGGUGAGCAAAAUGGGUUUGUUAGCCAAGUUCACAGUCCAAGUCCUCCUUAUUCCCGAAGAGUGACGGCUAAUCCUGCUUCUACACCUAGCAGUAACUUUGGAUUGUUUAAAGGUGCCGCAAAUAACUUAAGUUCAAAUAUUUCUGGUAAGAGGGGUCAAUCAGAUAGAGAUGAUGGGGGGUGGAAUGUACCUCCUACUGAAGACGUAAUGGAUGUCUCUUGGAGCCAUAGGGAGAGAUCUUUUGAGGACAGAAAUGCACAUGUGGGGCUAAGAUGGAGGUCUGAUGAAACGAGCGAUGAUGAAGAACAGUGCCCCGACAGAACCAUGGAAGUUGGUGCAACCCCUGUAAGGGGACAUAGAAGGAGGAGAUUCACGAGAAGAUGAAAGAACCUCAUUGGCCAUGUAUUUCACCAUUCUGUUACCUGAUUCUCGUUCUUCCCAUACCUAAAGCGACCUGAUCCCUAUAAUUUUGUUGGGGGAGGGGGGGGGGGAGUAUCGCUUGUGUUGCAACUGCCACCCUUUUUAUUUGAGAACAAGGUACAGCUCUUCUCUUGUCUAGAAGUCAUGGAUAUCAAAGAUUCCGAGGGGCAGGUAAUGAACCAUACUUUGUCUUCUUGAUAUGAAGUUUGAGAAACGAAAGGUCUUUGAUAAUUUAAAUGCAUCAAUUAAUGAAGGAUGAACCAUAAUUUUUGUAUUCUUUUCAAGACUUCUUGUUCCUUCCCGUAUCAAGAUAAUUGAAUGUUACUAUCUAGCCAAUGUUGAAUGUUAGAUAAUUGAAACAGAACGUAGAGUUAUUAUAUUGCAGUUGGAUUUAACAAGUUGUCGACCAA